AUAAUAAAAACUUGUAUGGGGGCCGUCUCCUUCGGCUGCGGUCGCGAGGCGGGAAGAUGUCCUUUCUCUUCAGACAGCAGCAAGUUUCGGACGACAUGGCGUCGUCCCCAGCAUCCAUUCGCUCGCCCGAGGAGGCCGUUGCGAGGAUCGCAUACCUCUCCAGCGAUGUUGUCGUCUCGGUCCAGCCCUCGCUGGCCGCCGACACGGAAUUCUCGAGGCACCUGAAGGCUUCUGCCGCCCACAAGGAGCCGAGCGUGGUCGCCAAGACCCCUGACAACAUCCCUCAGAUAUUGAGCGUCAGGCACAAUGCCGACCCUCUCCUCUCCGUCUUCACCCCGAUCCGUGAUGGCCGCCUCGUCUCGGUCACCACCAGCUCCGUCAUCCUCGUCCCGUCCAUCGCCCAUCUUUACAAGCUGGCCAACUACCCCGUGGUUAUCCACGUCGCACUUCAACCCGAGCGCUUCCCCGAUUUCUCUGCCAUCACCGCCAUAAGGAAUUCAGGAUGGACCUUCCUGCAGUCCGAGUCCAUCCAGGAGGCCCAGGACAUGGCCCUGACCGCCCACGCCCUGGCCAUCCGCUCCGGCAGGGGUGUCAUCCACUUCUUCAGCCCCUGGAUCCUCGCCAACGACGAGGCGGUUGAGCGCGAGGGCGCCGCCGUUAUCCGUGAUAUUCUAGACAUCGAGAGCGUGCGCCGCUUCCAGGCUGCCCCGCUUUCAGGGGCUGGCAUCUACGCCGACCACGGCCGCCAGAACCUGGCUACUGACCAGCCGGAACCGGUCCCACAGGCCGGGGCUCCCAUUCAGAUCAAUGGACUGGCGCCCCCGGGCUCGGAGGCUGCGUCCAAGGUCAACUCCUCGCAGACAUCUGUAAAGUCGAGCGAGACGAGCGUCGCAACGACUCCCCACAGCGCCGCCACAACGAUAGAGGCCGCGCCCGCCCACGUCACCUCGGAGGAUAUUUACAACUAUGCCACCAGCAUCUGGGCGCAAAUCGAGAGCUCGUCUGGGCGGCGGUAUACUCCCUUCGAGUGGUCUGGCCCGCCAAAUGCGGAGACGGCACUCUUCAUCUUUGGCGCCGACACGGGUCUCUUUGGCAGCACAAUCGAUAGGGCCAAGUCUACCGAUAUCUACGCCAAGGUCGGCAUUCUCACCCCCAGGCUCUACCGCCCAUGGCUUGGCGCGAAGAUGCUGGAUUCCAUUCCCAAGACCCUCAAGAGGAUCGCGGUUCUGGAGCAGAUUAGCCGCAAGACGACCAAGUGGGGCCCAAUCCUGCUCGACGUCCUGACCACUGUCAAGAGCGGCCCUGGGGGCGUCCAACACAUCGUCGGCUACCAGGUUGGCUAUAUCACCCAAGAUACUGCGAGCCAGGCGCUGCGUGGUAUCUGCCAGAACCUGGCCCUUGACAAGCCCGUCCAGAACCUCGAGGUCGGAUCCCAGGAGGGCCCAAAGGAGGUGUCCAAGUACGGCCUGGAGAAGCCCAAGCUGGAGACUGCCUACACUAAGAUCUUGGACCAACUCUUCGGCACCAGGCUAUACCAGGCCAACGCACUAGGGUCAGAAAACGCCGGUAUAUCCGAGACCAUUGCGGCCAGCCCCGAGUUCGGGUUUGGCUCCCUGCUAGCGCGCAAGGAGAAGCGACUCCGCUUCAAAUCGCAAGUCAGGGAGGCGGCUAAACUGGGAACAUUUCUGACCGAGACGCCGAAGCGGCUGCUUACGGACUGGGCUAUUCACUCGGAUGAUCCAUCAAAGGUCGACGCAGUGGCGGAGGAUGUUAUAUCCCAGCUGACGCUGGAGAACUCUAGCACUUCACGCAAACUGCUCCAGGACAAGGACUUCUUCAGGAGGCAAUCCUUGUGGCUUGUCGGCUCGGACGCAUGGGCUUACGACCUCGGCAACUCUGGUGUUCACCACGUGCUUGCCUCGGGCGAGAAUGUCAACAUGCUCAUCAUCGACUCUCAGCCCUACUCGGAGCACGCUGCUGCCGAUGCAAACAGGAGGAAGAAGGAUAUCGGCCUCUACGCAAUGAACUUUGGGAACGCCUACGUAGCCUCGGUUGCCGUCUACAGUUCCUACACGCAGGUCUUGCAGGCUAUGGAUGAGGCUGACAAGUUUGACGGCCCAUCCGUCGUGCUGGCUUACCUCCCUUAUAACGGAGAGCACGAGUCGCCACUUACGGUGCUUCAGGAGACUAAAAAGGCUGUCGACGUUGGUUACUGGCCGCUCUACAGGUGGAACCCAAGCAAUGAGAAGAAUGGAGAGCCCACAUUCUCCCUGGACUCUGAGCGGAUAAAGAAGGAGCUCAAGGCCUUCCUCGACAGGGACAACCAGCUCACCCAGCUCGUAAAGAAGGAGCCAAGCUUCGGGGCAAACAUCGCCCAGGACUUCGGCUCCGAGGUUCGCGCACAGCAGAAGAGGAAGGCUAGGGACGCGUACAACCAGCUUCUGGAGGGGCUUCUUGGCGCGCCCCUAACGAUUCUCUUUGCCUCGGACAACGGAAACGCGCAGUCCCUGGCGAAGCGUCUCGGGAACAGGGGCCGUGCACGAGGCCUGAAGACCACAGUCAUGGCCAUGGAGGACUACCCUGUGGAGGACCUUCCGGCGGAGGAGAACAUUGUGUUUUUGACCUCAACCGCAGGUCAGGGAGAAUUUCCUCAAAAUGGCCUGCCGUUCUGGGACGCCAUCAAGAACAGCACCGAGCUCGACCUCGCAGCUGUCAACUUCUCCGUCUUCGGGCUGGGAGAUAGCCACUACUGGCCCAGGAAAGAGGACAAGAUCUACUACAACAAGCCUGGCAAGGACCUCGACAGAGUUCUGACCAACUUCGGUGCCAAGAGGCUGGCUGAUAUAGGCCUGGGAGACGACCAGGACCCGGACGGAUACCAGACCGGCUACUCGGAAUGGGAGCCAAAGAUCUGGGAAGCCCUGGGUGUGGCAAAUAUUGAGGGCCUGCCGGAGGAGCCGCCGCCGAUCACGAAUGAGGACAUCAAGUUGGCCUCCAACUACCUCCGCGGCACCAUCGUUGAGGGGCUCAACGACACUACCACCGGUGCCAUCUCUGCGGCGGACUCGCAGUUGACCAAGUUCCACGGCACAUACAUGCAGGACGAUCGCGACGUCAGGGAUGAGCGCAAGGCCCAGGGCCUGGAGCCGGCGUACUCGUUCAUGAUCCGCUGUCGACUGCCAGGGGGUGUGGCGACGCCGAAGCAAUGGGUCCAGAUGGACGAGAUUGCCACCCAGCUAGGCAAUGAGACCAUGAAGCUCACGACCCGGCAAACGUUCCAGUUCCACGGCGUUGUCAAGGGCAAGCUCAAGCCGGCCAUGCAGGCCAUCAACCGGGCGCUCAUGACGACUAUCGCGGCAUGCGGCGAUGUCAACAGGAACGUCAUGUGCAGCUCGCUCCCCACGCAGUCAGCCUACCACAAGGAUGUUCUUGAAUCUUCCAAGAAGAUCAGCGACCAUCUACUGCCUUCGACCACGGCGUAUCACGAGAUCUGGCUCACCGACGAUAACGACAAGAAGACGAUGGUGGCUGGCGACGCUAUCCAGGACUUUGAGCCCCUCUACGGGCCGACCUACCUGCCCAGGAAGUUCAAGAUCACGAUUGCCGUCCCACCACACAACGACACAGAUGUGUACGCCCAUGAUAUUGGUCUCAUUGCCAUCAAGGGAAAGGACGGUAGCCUCGAGGGCUUCAACCUUCUCGCUGGAGGCGGCAUGGGCGCCACGCACAACAACAAGAAGACUUACCCCCAGACGGGUCGCUCGUUUGGCUUCGUCUCCAAGGACCAGGUGCACACUGCGUGCGAGAAGGUCAUGCUGGUGCAGCGCGAUCACGGCGACCGCAAGAACCGCAAGCACGCGCGUCUCAAGUACACAAUUGACGACAUGGGUGUCGAGGUGUUCAAAGGCAAGGUCGAGGAGCUCUGGGGCCGCAAGUUCGAGGAGGCGAGGCCAUUCCAGUUCGAGUCCAACAUUGACACAUUCGGCUGGCUCAAGGACGAGAUGGGCAUGAACCACUUCACGCUCUUCAUCGAGAACGGGCGUAUCGAGGACACGGCCGAGUUCCAGAUGAAGACUGGCAUGAGUGAGAUUGCCAAGGUGCACAAGGGCGAGUUUAGGCUGACGGGCAACCAGCACGUCAUCCUAAGCAACGUCGCGGACGCGGACCUGGACGAGAUGAAGGCGCUGCUCAAGAAGUACAAGCUCGACAAUGUCAACUUCUCGGGGCUGCGGCUGAGCUCGUCGGCCUGCGUGGCGUUCCCGACGUGCGGGCUGGCCAUGGCCGAGUCGGAGCGGUACCUCCCUGAGCUGAUUAGCAAGCUCGAGGGGUGCAUCGAGGAGGCAGGGCUGCGGCAGGACUCGAUCGUGAUGCGCAUGACGGGCUGCCCCAACGGCUGCGCGCGGCCGUGGCUGGCCGAGGUGGCGUUUGUGGGCAAGGCCUACGGCGCCUACAACAUGUACCUGGGCGGCGGCUACCACGGCCAGCGGCUCAACAAGCUGUACCGGGCCUCGAUAAAGGAGGACGAGAUCCUAGCCAUCAUGAAGGCGCUGAUCAAGCGGUACGCCGCCGAACGCGACGAGGGCGAGCGGUUCGGCGACUUUUGCAUCCGGGCCGGCGUCAUCAAGGCCACAACGGACGGGACGAACUUCCAUGAUGACGUCGCGGAGGAAGAGUCUGACGAGGAAUAGACAAAUGACGAGACAGCUGCUUGGGUCUGUUGACGUUUCUUCUGGAAAUGUAGGAAUUUGCAUAGUCUUGGAUAUAGGCAGUUUUGGGCGCUAUUCUUUAUUUGGGUACAAAAGCUACUCGGAUAAACCAUGUUCUCCAAAGUAGAAGCGAGACUGUGUUUGCUCUGGUGCCCGGUUGUGUAGCUUUGACUGGAGGUAAAAUGUUGAAUUCAAGGAACCUGGCACGGGGACAAGGUCAAUACAACAUGACGAAGAAUAAAUCGAUCGUUGCCUAGGGAAGGCCUCUUUUGUUUCCCUUGUUCUAUCUGUCUAACAAGUUUGAGUUGCCCACUUGGUGGGUUCGCCUCGGUUGUCUGCCAACCCAACACGACGCUUCUCUCGCACGCACUCGCGAGUCCCGGUGCAUAACAAUGAAAACAAUAAACCAGAUUAAUCC
Gaeumannomyces tritici R3-111a-1 is the source of this 5124-nucleotide messenger RNA. RefSeq names its product sulfite reductase. The coding region runs from base 57 to 4688 and encodes 1543 amino acids. Gene Ontology annotation, molecular function: 4 iron, 4 sulfur cluster binding; heme binding; sulfite reductase (ferredoxin) activity. Lineage: Eukaryota; Fungi; Ascomycota; Sordariomycetes; Magnaporthales; Magnaporthaceae. Gene Ontology annotation, cellular component: sulfite reductase complex (NADPH). The record is from RefSeq and is a predicted model, not a curated record. Gene Ontology annotation, biological process: amino acid biosynthetic process; sulfate assimilation. The transcript is spliced from 4 exons.